Messenger RNA from Branchiostoma floridae (Florida lancelet), 3232 nucleotides. RefSeq names its product E3 ubiquitin-protein ligase CHFR-like. Gene Ontology annotation, cellular component: nucleus. The coding region runs from base 92 to 2422 and encodes 776 amino acids. NCBI's taxonomy places the organism in Eukaryota, Metazoa, Chordata, Leptocardii, Amphioxiformes, Branchiostomatidae. The transcript has 18 exons. Gene Ontology annotation, molecular function: ubiquitin-protein transferase activity; protein binding. Gene Ontology annotation, biological process: mitotic cell cycle checkpoint signaling; protein ubiquitination; ubiquitin-dependent protein catabolic process. The record is from RefSeq and is a predicted model, not a curated record.
CUGACCUCCCCAGCUGACAAAAAGAAGGGAGAGAACAACAUAAGCUUCAUUUUCCUACGUUUCUUCUCGGUUUUCCUAACGUUUUCGCAAAAUGUCGGCUGCUGCGGAUGCGAGAGAGCCGUGGGCACAGCUAGUGAGCACGACUGAUGUGGACUCACCGCCAGUUUCCAUCAACAAGGACAAAUUUACCAUCGGCAGAAGAGCUGGUGAUAUGACAUUCCCAGAGAACAAGCUUGUGUCCAGUUCUCACUGUUCACUGCUCAGGGAACCUGCUACAGGAAAAGUGUUUCUACAGGAUACAAGUACUAAUGGAACAAUGAUCAACAACACCAAGGUCGGGAAGGGACAGAAGUGGGAACUAAACCAUGGAGAUGAGAUCCACAUUGUGUUCAAGAAGAACAACACAGAGCAAAACAUAGCAUACCUUUUCCAAGAUUUAUCAAGACUGAAGGAGGAAGAGGAUGAAUCUCUGCUUGACAUUACACAGGAGUAUGGUAGUGACACUGAGGGGUCUACAAUAGACUACACACUACCUAACACAGAGAUGGGUUCAGAAGCCAGUAAUGCCAGUGGAGCCAGUGGUGGAGCUAAGAGACAACUGGAGGAGUUUUCUGACAGUGAACCAGUUCCCAAGAAGCCCAGGGAAGAAACAAACACCAGUACGGGGGAUGCAAAACAGGGCAGCUCCAUGCAGAAGACCAGCAGGGAACCGGCUGCUGCAGUUGCAGCUAGUGCCACAGGAGGCGCUGCUAGUACAUCAGCUGCUGAGCAAGACACCAAAGAUGCAGAAAAAGAAGAUACCACUGUCCAAAGGGGGGAUUCUCAGGUAGCCGGGCCUUCCACAGAAACAGAUGCUGCAGGUUCUAAAGAUGUCAAACCAAAGCCACCCCCACGGGAUGAAAUGGAAGAGACCCUUCUCUGUGGGGUGUGUCAGGAUAUCUUGCAUGACUGUAUCAGUCUGCAGCCAUGCAUGCACUCGUUCUGCGCCGGCUGCUACUCCCAGUGGAUGGACAUGUCUAACCUGUGUCCAUCCUGCCGUAACAAGGUGGACCGCAUCAGUAAGAACCACAUCGUCAACAACCUGGUACAGGUGUACCUCAAGGAUCACCCUGAGAAGAAGAGAAGUGAGGAAGACCUGGCAGAGUUGAACAAAAAGAACAAGAUCACCGAUGACAUGUUGUACCCGAAACACGGCCACCACAGAAGGGAGUACGAGUCCUACAGCGAUGAGUAUAGCGACUCUGACUCUGGUCACGAAGAUGCCAGCCUCAGUGGAGGAAGUACCCCUAGAGGAUGGAGGGCAUAUUAUAAUCCAUACUCAAUGCACCAUCGUCCUCCCCCCAGAACCAUCUGUAGACAGUGUCCUGACUACGCUCCAACAACUGCUACCACUGCAGGUCAGGUCACAGGAACACUGGUCACCCCGCCUGUAUCUACAGGUAUAGCCUCGAGCCCUGUGAGGAUGGGGGAGGAGAUCACCCUGUAUGAUCCACGUGUUGUAGGACCCACAGUAGUGUCUACAGUAACACAUGUAGUGCAACCCCCACCCACAAGUGGAGCUAGUGUCCCAGCUCCUGUAUCCAUGGGACAGGGGAUCUCUAUGUACGAUCCACGUGUUCUUGGAUCUGCACCGGUCCCCCCUGCCUCUGAUCCAGCGGGAUCACAAACGUCAGGUGUUGUUGUGUCGUCUACCACACCAGCUGCAGGUGCUGCUGUACCAACAACUAGAACAGAUUCAACUGUGUCCACAUCAUCACAGGCUUCUCAAGAUAGAAGUCCAGAAGACAGAGCGCGAAGGUUGGCGGGACCGUGCCCUGCCCCUCCGGAGCCGUGCCAGUUUGUGUGCCAGGUGAACCAGAAUCACGUCAUGUGCCAGUGCUGCUGGAAACCCAUGCCUGACAGGACCAGGGAGACGCCCCCCUCCCCACCACAGAAAUGUACCCUCUGCCACCGAGUGUUUUGCCACAUGUACUGGGGCUGUAACAACCCCCGGUGUUUAGGAUGUCUCAACAGCUUCAAAGAUCUGUACUUCGAUGGAAGGUGUCUCAAUGAUCUCAUCAACAACAAUUACUAUGAGUCCAGUAUAUUUAUGAACUACCUGGAUGAUAAGAACCUGACCUUGAGGGACGUUCUUCAGAAAUGUAUGGAGAAACUAGAAGCUGGAGAGUAUACAGUCUCAGAUCCCAAUGCUCGCCCCACCUCCCCACUGACCCCAGACACAGUGAUAUGUUACACCUGUGGACUGAGGAACUUCAGACAACUGGCCUAUCAGUACAGGAGCCACAUCCCACGGGACCAAUUACCAGCUGAAGCAACAUCUAGACCAGACUGUUACUGGGGCAGGAACUGUAGGACUCAACACAGUAAACCUCAUCAUGCCAAAAACUUCAGCCAUAUUUGUGAGCAGACCAGAUUCACAUGAGGUCAAGUAGUCAACCGUAAAUUCUUGUUGCCUCACAAAAGGUGCUGAGCUCAAGGGAUCACUUUUGAGUCUAAAACUAGAUUUUAUGUAAAAUUAACUUGGUGUCGGUGUUGGAGUUAGGAAAGUAUGACCUCUAAAUAGGAAUAUGGAGUUAAGAGAUUAAAACUAGCUAGGAGAAACUCACUGAUAGUCAUAGUAACAAACUUUCCAAAGAAGCUUUUUGCAAUGUUUAUACUAUGGUCCAAAUACACAAAGGUACGUGUAUCAGUUGACAAAAAGAAGCACUCUGAAGUAAUACGUUCAUGUUAUAUAACUACUAGUUUGUGUACAAAUGUAGUACUAAAAUAUGUCAAUAUACAAUGAAGUAAUAAGCUAGAAAACAAUGUUAUCGCCAGUACAUUGUUUAUAAAUCUGACUUUUUUAUCAUUGAAAUGUUUUAACAACAUUGUAUUUUAAGUAUAUGCAUGUACUUAUGUACUUCAAUAUCAUUAUGUUACUAUAACAAUACCUUUUAAAAACUUGGUAAUAUCACAUGAUUACUUCCUUGCUUUGUAUGCACAAAAGUCAUUCCAUCAAACUUCUCAAGACUGUUAGGCAUGUUUGUCUAAGAUUUCAGCUCAGGUAUCAUGAAUAGAAAUACACUGCAGAUGCAUGCCAUGAUAAAACACAGUAUCCAGGUACACUGUAUGUGUUCAAGUAUCACUAUUAGAAUCAGAUAUAUGUACACAUAAUUAGCAUGAAUGGUGCUGUUGAAGGUUUAACAAACCUGAACCAGUUGUUGUUGUUGUUGUUGCUGUUGAAACUAAACAA